UUGAGACACAACAGCCGCGCUCAAGGGCACACAAACGGAUCACAGAACCAAACAAACGUAGCUGCGGCACAUCACGUACUGCUUUGUUUGUGAAAACUGUUUGUGAAAACAACAUCGUACGCUACUGCAAUGGUGGAAAUGUUACAAAAGUAACGUUUUGUGGAUGUAUUCCAUUUUUUGUCGAGCCCUUGCAUGCCACCUUUGCCUGUGAUUCCCCGGAUGGAUCCUGGGCCCGCCUCCCCCCCCUCCUCGGUGGUAGCUGGCCCCUCAUCUUUGUGGCGGCUGGCUGAGAGGCGAACACGCAAGGCUGGCUCGGGGAACAUUUUCAGCAACGUCAACCUGUGGCAGCUUCAGAGACUUUUUAGAGCGGCCGGGGACCAGGACGCUGAGCAGAGGGCCCAGCUGGUUUGGGCCCACAGGGAUGAGGCUGAACUGGCCCAGGCCUUGAUAGGACUCAGGGCACGGAGUCACCGCAGAGGGCUGAGGGCGAAUGGGAGGGACACACUGGGGGCACACUGGCUGCGAGCCUUCAAUCAUCUCAGGAUUGGGGAGGGCUUCCAAAGUAGCCAACAGAAGGACCCUGCCGAUGAGAAGGAUUCCGAAUCAGGUUCUCACAGCAGUGAAGAACCAUAUCAGCACACAACUGAGACAACAGGAAGAUCUACAGGGACCACCGUGGUACUAAAUGAGAGCCAAGGCCUCAGAGGUCUUUGUGAGAGACCGGGUCGAGCCGGUUCGGGCCUGAGGAGAGGAGAGAACGACCCAGAGAGAUACCUACACAGAAUACUUCACUGACGGAAACCUCAGGGAGACGUCUGGAACUUCUGGACAUAAUGUAAUCUGAUGCAGAAGAAGCAAUUUUGAUUAACUUCUAGGAAGUGUUCACUGCUUAGUUGGCAGUAUAGCAACACUGUAUGGUUCAACACCAGAAUACAAAACAUGGGCUAAAUAAUGAAUGUAUAUUUGUCACCAGCUCCAUCAAAUAAUAAGAGAAUUGGAUUUUUUAAUGUGUAAUUUUGUGUAAUAAAGUCUUUAUCAUGUUUUCUCC
Molecule: messenger RNA, 1048 nt
Organism: Dunckerocampus dactyliophorus (ringed pipefish)
Lineage: Eukaryota; Metazoa; Chordata; Actinopteri; Syngnathiformes; Syngnathidae
Gene: avpi1
Product: arginine vasopressin induced 1
Exons: 3
Coding region: 193-795 (200 amino acids)
Source: RefSeq, a predicted model, not a curated record